Molecule: messenger RNA, 864 nt
Organism: Stylophora pistillata
Lineage: Eukaryota; Metazoa; Cnidaria; Anthozoa; Scleractinia; Pocilloporidae
Product: tachykinin-like peptides receptor 86C
Biological process (GO): G protein-coupled receptor signaling pathway
Cellular component (GO): plasma membrane
Molecular function (GO): G protein-coupled receptor activity
Source: RefSeq, a predicted model, not a curated record
AUGCUCAGGCAUUACAAUGAAUGCCAGGACUUCAGCCUGGGUGAACCAGAAAGGAUAGAAAACACUCCCCUAUGUUUAUGGAUGAUACCAGGAGUAUUUGGAGAAGUCACGUGCAAAGGUGUGGUAUACAUUGCCUAUUUCACAUCAACAGCGUCCAUCCUCUGCCUGACAGUCAUAGCAUUGGACAGGUACUAUACCAUUGUUCAUCACCUCCGCCGCAAUCUUUGGUUCAGAAAGCCUAAACUGACAAUGCCAUUCAUUUGGAUCUUUUCACUGGCUUCAAUGUCCAUUUUUGCAGCUAUUCAAACCAUGGAAGACCACAAUUCCCAAUGCAUGCUAUCUGUUUAUGUUUUGGGUGAUCCAUGUAAGACUAUCCGUGGCCUAUUCCUCUACCUUGUGGUGAUCAACUAUCUGAUCCCUUUGAUUGUGAUGUCUUUAUUGUAUACUAUUAUUGCAAGGAGGUUGUGGUUCCAAGGUGCACAUCGAAAUGAGCAUUCGACUGAAAAUCGAGAGCAACAAGACACCCUAAAGAGAAGAAUAGUUUGGAUGCUGAUUAUUGUUACCUCCACUUUUGCCCUUUGCUGGCUUCCAGCCAAUGUGGUUCACAUGAUAUUUGUCAUGCAAACAUGGAAUAUUGAGGUAACUUUUCAGCCGAUUGUCAUGUUUCUGUGCUUUUGGUUUGGUCACGCCAACAGCGCCAUCAAUCCGUGGCUGUACAUUUUUCUGAGCACCAAUAUCAAUACCGCAUUUAAAAGUAUGGUGUGUAGAGAAACCCGCCAGUCGCCUCCGAGUAACAGCGUCAUAACAUCAAACGCUUUCUUACCACCUGAACAAGAAACUGUCAAGGAAGAAUCAAAACUAUAA